Molecule: messenger RNA, 628 nt
Organism: Drosophila subobscura
Lineage: Eukaryota; Metazoa; Arthropoda; Insecta; Diptera; Drosophilidae
Exons: 3
Coding region: 56-502 (148 amino acids)
Source: RefSeq, a predicted model, not a curated record
UCACAUUCAAUACGUUCAACACCCAUUUAUUAUUGCCGCAAUCACAACACACAACAUGUCGUGCAAGAGGAAAACUAGGCUGUGGGACCCCAUGGCCAAAGAUGUUAACUACAUGAAGACCGCCACCCAAGAAAUGCUAGAAGAGGGGGCCAAAGUGCAGAGAGCGGUUCGUUCAGUAGAGCGGAAACUGGUCAAUUUUCAGUCAUUCAAUAUGGAUGAUCCCCGCUAUGGGUCUGCUGACGUUGAAGAUGAUCUGGAAUUGCCUCUGGUGACCAGCUACAUGCGCCACUACUCCCAGCCUUAUCCCUCGCGCCUCAAGGCCCUGGCGCCGAAGACCGAAACUCCUGAUCCCAUGUUCAAUCGCUUGCCCACAAACGACUUCGAAGCCAAGACGGGACUGGCCUACAAGUUCCUCGAUGAUCACAUGCACAAUGUGUCCGAGGCGCGCAGGAAAGUUAACUUUUUCAGGCAACUGCGAAACCAAUCAUUCUUUCAAUAUUAAUCAUGACUACCAAUGGACUGUGGACCCUCCACUCCACCAUCACUCUUCGUUAUUUUAAUUUACAAUUUGUAUGUGCCAUGGAUAAUGGUCGAGCGCAAUUUGGAAGGGGAAAUAAAGCACAUUUUU